UGUGGGUUCGUCACCAGUUGUGCGCUGGCCAUCGUAGGGUGAGGGCGAGUAUCACGGAUUUCCUUCAACAUGCUGCGACUUCUUCUUUUGGUGGCGCUGUGUGGCGUGGGGUUGGUGGGGGCGGCGCCCCAGCAGGUCGAGGUCUUCGACUACAGGGCGAUCGUCAAGACAGGCGUACAGAACCCGCGCCAGGUCUUCGCUGGAACCAGGAUGUAUUUGUCUGUCGAAGUCAGCCGCAAGUCUGACCAGUCAGCCAAAGUCACGAUCGUCAAGAAGAAUGUGGAGCUGUUCAACAGAGAAGAGCUGCUGGGAGAGCGGCAACCUCUGGAGCCGUCCUACAGGAGGCACUCGGUCGCAGCUCCGUCCGGCGGCGACGAUGUCACUUCCAUUGAAGGAAGCUUCACUGCUUUGCUCAACCAGGAGUCCGGGACUGUGAUGAAGCUGGACAGCCCUCGGGAGCUGUGGGUUACGAACCUCUGGAAGGGCAUCAUGAACAUGCUCAGGGUGCCGCCCUACCUCGGCGACAGGAGCUUCGUGGACCUCGAGCGCAACGUCUUGCACGCUGCGUCCGAGAUGAGCACCUCGACGGCCUCCCAGAACCUUGCUUACUUCAAGACCGAAGACACCUUCGCCGGCCGCUGCAACGUCAGCUACUCGAUGAACCCCGACUUCGCUGCAGGAGAGUUCCCGGGAUCUCCUUCCAACGUCCUGCCUGCAGACCCCACCAAGUACUACAGGCUGCAUCGCGCCAUCGACUUCGACUCCUGCUCAGACGCCGUGUCCAUGCACAAGACCUCCUUCGGGAACUUCUCUAAGGCGCACCGAAGUCAGUUCGAGGAGGUGCAGACUAGAAGCGCCGUUUCUGACUACCUGCUCUUCGACCGCGGCGACGGCUUCUUCGAUAUCAAAGGCGUCAUGCAAGUUGGCAACCAAUUCGUCAGGCCCUUCGGCAUGGACUCCGGCCGUAUCCUCCUUCUGACCAAUCAGACCUUGACCCUGCAGAAAGUGACCCCAGGAGGUGGGUCAGCCCACAUCAUGACCCCCGAAGACAGGUCAACCCACCGCCGAGUCCAUGCGAGGAGUGAGGACGGUGAGCGCACGGAGAUCAAGACGUGGAAGUGCGAACUGCGGUCACCCGCCGCCCCACGCGACGACUCCAAGGUCGACUGGAUCGACUACGUCUCAAAGGGACCUCUCGCAACGUUCUACCCUGAGUGGGCCAUCUUGGGCAGAAGCGUCAAGAAUGAAGAUGAGAACAAGAAAGCCACCCAGGACAUCCUGAACGAACUUGCUACUUCUGAAUUCGAGGACAACAAAAUCUUCGACAAGAAAUACAACGGCACCACCGACGGCAGGCUGGCGGAGCAACUGAACCGCGUUGCUCGCACCGUCCGAACUCUCACCUACGAUAGCAUCAGGAAGCUCCUCAAGGAUAAUCCCAAGGAUGCUAAGGACAGGGCCAGUCGCGCCAAGAGACAAUGCCUGCUGGACGCUUUGGUCGCGUCUGGAUCAGCUCCAGCUCUGAAGGCCGUCCUGGACGAGGCUAAAGACGGCCAUAUCGACAACAUAAGAAUGGGUGGUCUCAUGACGGGCAUGGUCAACAACAUCUACGAUUCCGAGCCUGUCAAGGAUAUUAUGGAAUACGUGAAGACCUUGGAGCCCUCGAAGAGCCCUUACCUGGCUAGUCAGGCUCACCUCAACUUCGCGAUGCUGGCACAGCGCGUGUGCACGCGGUCAGACGUCAAGCGCUACGCGGUGCCCAACUCCUACAUCGGCAACAAGGCCUGCGAUAAGACCAUCAUCGAGGACGGCUUUGUCAAGCACCUCGAGGACAGGAUCAAGAGCGCGACAAGCGUAUGGGAGCAGAUGAUGUACACCCAGACUCUGGGCACCCUAAGCCUCGAGAGCACCAUACCCUUCCUUAAGGAUGUCUGCCUCGGCAAGAUUAAGAACAAUAUCCACCUUAGGAUGGCCGCUAUCCAUUCCCUCGCCCACAACUUCAUGCAGAAGCCUCUCAAGAAUCGCGUUGAAACGGUGCUGCUGGCGCUUGCUGAGUCCCACGCUGAUGACUUCCGCAUCCGAGAGGCCGCCUUCAUCAGCCUCAUGACCCUGGAACCCAACGCCACCAUGAUCGAGCGCUUCGCCCAGAACUCGUGGAGAGACCCAUCAUCUCACAUGCAGUCCCUCAUCACCUCAACCCUCAUCGCCCUCGCCGAGUCGGACAGUCCGUCUAUGCAGAGGCAGAGCAACAUAGCAAGAAAGUUCCUGCCGAAGGUGAAGCCUGUUCAGCCGUCAGUCCGGAACUCCGUGCAUUUCCUCGUCAAGACCAGAGUUCCAGACUACAAGGUGGACGUCGAACAAACGAUCUCAUGGCUGACCAAGUACCGUUCGCCCAUCGCGGCGCCCCAGCAGCUCUUCGCGGCCUACGAUGGCGACUUCGGAGGCAUCGUUGUGCCCCUCAUGGAGACGUUUUCCAUGCUCGACUCAAACCAAAUCCGAGGACUGGCGGCGUCCGCGAACGGCAGCAAAGUUGGUCCGAUCCACCAGGAGCUCGACCAGCUCGCGAACUCCUUGGAGCUGGAGAAGAGUUCAAGUGAUAAAGAUAUCUACGUGUACAUGAGUGGCUUCAACUACCAAGGCUUCAUGGCCUACAACAGCAAGAAAGACGCUCCGAUGAUUCAGAAUUUCCUGAAGGAGAAAGCAACCAAGGAAAAGAAGCCUUUCAUGCCUGAACAGAUGGUCAAGUAUUUCAACCCCGUGGACAUCACCAGCAUCAUGCCCACUCCUGUCGGUCUUCAUGUCAUCACUCAAGUCCAGGCCCCCAACCACUACAUGUGGGACUGCGACUACACGUUGGACUUCGUCAAGGAUGAACUGGGCAACUCAAUUGCCAACCUCACCAUUGAUGGCAUCAACAAGAUGACGACGAAGACCCAAACUUUCAUGAGCGUCCUCAUCCCGUGGGAGGAGAAGGCCAUCAGCGCAGGAUUCGACACCGAGGCCACCAUUGCCGUCCCUGGCAAGCUUAGUGUAACUUACAACGACACUUAUCCCUUCACCAUCCUCAGACAUGAGGUGUCACCUAACUUCCGUGGAGAGCAACCAGUUCUGUACUGGCGCAGCAAGCCUAUGUCGAUGGUUCGAUCAAUGGAUCCGACGGUUGACCGCACUAUCGAGACCAACAUCCUCACCCCCGUGGGCAACAAAACUAAUUCGUACCAAACAAAAAUUGACGUGCCAAAGAAUGUCCUUGGACUGAAGGCCAAGUUGAGGUACGAUGGAGACGUCGACUUCCCAUUCCAACAGGCCAACGUUCUCGACUACCUCAGGUACCCUGAGCGGCUCGUCACUCUCCUGGCGACGCCCACGGCCCGAGACUCAACUUUGUACUUCGCCCUCGACAUCGACCAGUCGGAGACCAAGAACAUCUCCAUUGCUGUCGUGACCGAUUUCGGUUUCCUUGACAACGAUCCUGGCAUGACCGCCGAGGAACAGACUGCCAAGACUGGCCAACAUAUCGCCCGCAACUUGUCGGUGCUCAACUCCCCCGAAGUUCAGACCAGCCAGGUUCAGCGUAGGGAACUCGGAGACUUCCUUGUCUCGCUGAGCGUGAACUACACAACCCCCGGCGUGCGCACCCGUCAGUACCAGGUCGCCUUGACGGGCACCAACCAAACCAAACCCAACCCCACGGAACUGCAGCAGCUGGUCGUGCUCAACCUCAUGGCUGUCGGCAUCCCUGGCACCAACGGGGAGAGGAAGGUGUGCCUGGUCACGACGCUGAAGGAGAAGCGCCCGCCCUGCAAGCGCGACCAGUCCCCCGUCUACACCACCGCCGUCACAGACAUCUACGCGGGUGCCCAGUGCAGCGACAGCGAGAAGAUCGGUACUCUCAAGAGUGACCUCUUCCUGAGCGCGGACGAGAAGGACAUAACGCCACCCCACCGCCUCAGCUCGACCGCCCCCUGCGCCGACCACAUCACCGACCCAGCCUCGCAAACUCCAUGGAACCAGGACGCCAUAUACGACCGUCUCAAUUUCGAGCUCAAAUAUAACAAGGAGAUGCCGAGCUUCUACCGUAACCUGACGAACUGGGUGCAGGAUGUGUCAGAAGGAUACGUGUUCCCACACCUCGUCAAGAACCACGAUGCCGGCAACAACAAACCCCCCAAGGACUCAGGCAUUGUCAACGUCACCAGGAACGUCGCAAGUGGAGUGAUCGACGCGUGGGUGCACACCUACUAUGGAAUCUCGGAGGUGCAGAACUUCGCGGUGUGGCCGGUGUUCGACUGGAUGACACCCCUGUUAGGUGCACGCAUUCCUUACAAGCACCACUUCGACUCCAAGUCCCCACGAGGCGUCCUUGCCCCCUUCAGUAGCGCGGCGCAGUGCACCGUUACCGCCGAACAGGUGUCCACCUUCGACGGCGUGCAGUACUCAAAGGAGCCCUGCACCUGCUGGACGGUGGCCGCCCAAGUCUACCACGAGGACGACGCCUUCACCGUCCUCGCCCGCCGCGCCUCGCACUCUGCCGACGCCCCCGCCCAAGUCAAGAUCCUGGCGCCCGGCAUCGCUAAGCUCGAGAUGGAGGGCCAGACAGUCAAGAUCAACGACCAGACAGUGAGCGUCCCCACGGCUAUCAAGACCCCGUCAGGUCAAGUGGUGGGCAGCGUGAACGCCGUCGACAACGGCAUUCAGGUGUCGGUGCCCGGCAAGUUCAAAGUGUCCCUCCAGGAGGAGUCGACCGUACAGAUCUCCCUGCCCGAACGCUACCGCUCCAAGAUGCAGGGCCUGUGCGGUGACUACAACGCCGACUCCUCCGAGGACCUCAAGAGCCCCGCCAAAGUGGUGUUCCCCACCAACAAGGGCCAGCUCUUCGCCGCGUCUUGGAUUCCCCAGAAGGGGCAGUGCUCGGAUAACGACAUGCAGCCUCUCAUCAAAAAAGUUAAUGAGAUCGAGAGCUCCGGUCAUCGUUCCAGCUCGCGUCACUAAAGUCUUUACAUUUGAGAGAAUGAGAGAGCGAGCAAGAAAGAGAGAAAGGUAUCAAGAGAGAUAGGAUGAUUCUGCACGCUGCACAACGCCAUUCUUCACCACGGCAGUCAACUGCUGUCAACGCCCGCUCGUCGUCUGACUCACCAACACACACAACUAUCCCAUCACAACAGAUAUUUUUCCUAGUUCAACAUAGUUUACAUUACACCACAUUCUUCCACGGUUAUUAAUUCACAAAAAAAUUUAAUGCUUUAAAAUUUUUAACGCAUCAUCAAUAGAUACUUCUUGCAUUAUCUUAAGAAAACGCAAAAUUUGUUGACUGACUUUUCAAAAGUGAGAAAUUUUCUACACUUAUUUUCACAUAUUCUGUUUUUGUCGCGCUGAUUCACCUCUUAAUCUAGACAAUAUGUGCCCCACUUCUCAAACAACAAUAAAGAUUGCGACCGCUUC
This is a messenger RNA of Hyalella azteca, 5442 nucleotides long. RefSeq lists its product as uncharacterized. Gene Ontology annotation, biological process: lipid transport. Gene Ontology annotation, molecular function: lipid carrier activity. The transcript is spliced from 33 exons. The record is from RefSeq and is a predicted model, not a curated record. NCBI's taxonomy places the organism in Eukaryota, Metazoa, Arthropoda, Malacostraca, Amphipoda, Hyalellidae. The coding region runs from base 70 to 4992 and encodes 1640 amino acids.